CAGCUUUAGAGUACAGUUCAGCACACAAGGGAGGAGAAACAUAUAAGUUUUGAAAACAAAAAGAAUGAAUUUCAGGAUAGUUUGUUAAAUCAGAAAAGGUAUCUUGGUCAGAGUGACGGAUUUGGUCAUUUGGAAUCUGCACAGAAUUUCACCCGGAAGCAGGCAAAGAUGGAUGCAGAUGGUGAAGAUAAAAAGCUGUGCACAUGCUCAAAAGGAACCAAGGUGCAAGUAGACUCUAUAGCUCAGGAGCUCAGUGCCUACAAAUGCUCCAUGGCUAAGAAGAGAAAAGCUGAAGAACAGAUUUCAGGAGUUCCAGUCAAUAAAAGGAAGUCCCUGUUAAUGAAACCCCGUCACUACAGUCCCACUGUGGAAUGCAAAGAAGAAAAUGAGGACAGAACAGAGUUGCAGGAGGACAUCAAUGUCCUCGAAACAAAUGACACGUCUGCUACAGAAGAAAAUACUACAAAAUCACCUGAUGAAACCUCUCAUUCAGGUGGGCAAGAAAACUCCAGUCAAACCAAGGACAACUACACCCGCUAUCAGGACCUCGUGGUCAAAUCUUUAAUGAACAUGGGAAAACUAGCAAAAGAUGCACCAGUUCAAAUGGUGACUGAGAACCUAAAUGACAGUGGCAUCCAUUCCUUAAAAACAGAAAGUGAUGAGGUUGAUGAAUGUUACACAAUUAACUCAUCGGAAGGAAAAGAAAAGAUUUGUGUUUCUGACCCACAAUGCUGUUCAUCUGAAGACAAUGACAAUGAAAGUAGUUCUGAAAUAUUGGACAAUGAGUGGGACAGUUCCUCAAAUUUCUCAGAAGACACUAGCAUAAAGCCCCAUGUAACUCAGAGAUAUAUUGCAGAAUGUAACCGACAAGACAUUCUGGAAGUUCCAGAAAUUAAGACUGAAGAAGCAGAAUUUCGCCCCUGUGAAACAGUUUGUGACUCAGAAACAGAGCUAAGAGAAUCACAGGAAUCUCAUGUUGAUCCUUUUGACAAGAGAAUUCAGAAUCCAUUCCCUGAAAGCGAGGAAGAUGAUGAGUGCCUAUCAGAAACUACAGACAUGUCAGUUGACCUGGACAAAACAAAAGGGAAUUUGAGUUUGCUAGAACAAGCGAUAGCUCUGCAGGCAGAGCAAGGUCAUGUGUUUCACAGCACCUACAAAGAAUUGGACAGGUUUCUUUUGGAGCAUUUAGCUGGGGAAAGGAGACAAACCAAAGUUAUUGACAUUGGUGGCAGACAAUUCUAUAAUAACAAAUAUUCACCCAGGCCUGAAAAAAGAGAAACCAAAUGUCCCAUCCCAGGAUGCGAUGGCACAGGGCAUGUGACUGGGCUGUACCCGCAUCACCGCAGUCUCUCAGGCUGUCCACAUAAAGUCAGAGUGCCACUAGAAAUUCUUGCCAUGCAUGAAAAUGUUUUAAAGUGCCCCACUCCAGGAUGUACUGGAAGAGGACAUGUCAACAGCAAUCGCAACACACACAGAAGUCUUUCUGGCUGUCCAAUUGCUGCAGCUGAAAAAUUGGCAAUGUCCCAGGAAAAAAAUCAGCAUGAUUCUCCUAAAACUGGACAGUGCCACGCUCAGGUUCACAGUCUCUGUAGGACAAACUUAGCAAAGCAGCUCGAGCUAUCUCAGUACAAUUACCGAACGGCACAGCCAGCCACCUCUCUCAGAGCCACCCUGACAAAAGAGCAAGAGAAGUUUGGGAAAGUACCAUUUGACUAUGCCAGCUUUGAUGCACAGGUCUUUGGCAAACGCACAAUGACACCAGCAGUGCAAGGCCAAAAAACCCCAGCGUUCCUUGAAUCAAAGCAUUUUUCACAUCCAGUGAAAUUUUCUAAUCGACUGCCUAGUGCUAGCGCCCACACACAGAGCCCUUGUCAUGCCAACUCUUAUAGCUACGGUCAAUGCAGUGAAGACACCCACAUAGCAGCAGCUGCUGCUAUCCUGAACCUUUCCACCCGCUGCAGGGAAGCAGCAGAGAUCCUCUCCAGCAAACCACAGAGUCUGGCUGCCAAGGGAGCUGAGAUAGAAGUGGGAAAUGGCACUCUGGAUUUGAGCAUGAAAAAGAACCGAAACCAGGACAAGGUUAUGCCUCUAACUUCUUCCCAACGCAGCUCUUCCCACCCUUCCUCUUCUCCCUUCAAACAGCAGCAUUCUGGUAAUGCGGCCUUCUACCAGGCUCUCUGUGAACAGGAGGGCUGGGACAUGCCAAUCAACUAUAGCAAGACACAUGGCAGGAAAGAGGAAGAGAAAGAGAAAGAUCCAUUGAGCUCCCGAAACCUGGAGGAAAAAAAGUAUCCACGAGAUGUCUCCAUACCAAGUCCAAAACCCAAGCUCCAUCCGAGAGAUCUCAAGAAGGAACUCAUCACCUGCCCAACUCCAGGAUGUGAUGGCAGUGGUCAUGUAACAGGAAACUAUGCAUCACACCGCAGUGUUUCCGGGUGCCCAUUAGCCGACAAGACGUUAAAAUCCCUUAUGGCUGCCAACUCUCAGGAGCUUAAGUGUCCCACACCUGGUUGUGAUGGCUCUGGUCAUGUGACUGGAAAUUAUGCUUCACAUAGAAGCUUGUCUGGUUGCCCUCGUGCCAGGAAAGGUGGUGUCAAAGUUACUCCUACCAAGGAAGAAAAAGAAGACGCUGAACUUAAAUGUCCAGUGAUAGGCUGUGAUGGCCAAGGUCACAUAUCAGGUAAAUACACUUCUCAUCGCACUGCUUCUGGUUGUCCUUUGGCUGCCAAGAGACAGAAGGAGAGUCCUCUCAAUGGGUCUUCAUUAUCCUGGAAACUGAACAAACAAGAGCUGCCACACUGUCCUUUGCCAGGCUGCAACGGGCUGGGUCAUGUUAAUAAUGUUUUUGUCACCCACAGAAGCUUGUCAGGGUGUCCUCUGAAUGCACAAGCCAUAAAAAAGGGCAAAAUCUCAGAAGAACUAAUGACUAUCAAGCUUAAAGCAAGUGGGGGUAUCGAGAGUGAUGAGGAAAUCAGACACUUGGAUGAGGAAAUAAAAGAACUGAAUGAAUCCAAUCUUAAAAUUGAAGCUGACAUGAUGAAACUUCAAACCCAGAUCACAUCUAUGGAGAGCAAUCUGAAAACAAUAGAAGAAGAGAACAAACUUAUAGAGCAGAACAACGAGAGCCUGCUGAAGGAAUUAGCUGGCCUAAGCCAAGCCCUCAUCACCAGCCUUGCCGACAUUCAGCUUCCACAAAUGGGGCCAAUCAGUGAGCAGAACUUCGAAGCAUAUGUAAAUACACUCACAGACAUGUACAGCAAUCUGGAACGGGACUAUUCCCCGGAAUGCAAAGCUCUGCUGGAAAGUAUCAAACAGGCAGUGAAGGGCAUCCAUGUGUAGGAUGUGAAGGCUGCUGGGCAACAGAAAUUACUUAACAGCAGUAAACUCCAGAUGGAUCUGUUAGGAUUUCAUGUACUGCUAAGGCGUGUAGGUUGCCGUGCUGCAUUUACAAUUGCAACAUUGCACUAAUUUUCCCAGCUGACAUAAAAAGGAAGGAAAACACAACAGACUAUUUGUAUUAACAG
This is a messenger RNA of Gopherus evgoodei (Goodes thornscrub tortoise), 3524 nucleotides long. It is a transcript of the gene ST18, whose product is annotated as ST18 C2H2C-type zinc finger transcription factor. The record is from RefSeq and is a predicted model, not a curated record. Gene Ontology annotation, molecular function: zinc ion binding; DNA-binding transcription factor activity, RNA polymerase II-specific; RNA polymerase II cis-regulatory region sequence-specific DNA binding. Gene Ontology annotation, biological process: regulation of transcription by RNA polymerase II. Gene Ontology annotation, cellular component: nucleus. Lineage: Eukaryota; Metazoa; Chordata; Testudines; Testudinidae.